This is a messenger RNA of Capsicum annuum, 1829 nucleotides long. Its product is annotated as VAN3-binding protein. The transcript is spliced from 7 exons. The record is from RefSeq and is a predicted model, not a curated record. Bases 176 to 1603 code for a protein of 475 amino acids. Gene Ontology annotation, biological process: phloem or xylem histogenesis; leaf vascular tissue pattern formation; auxin-activated signaling pathway. NCBI's taxonomy places the organism in Eukaryota, Viridiplantae, Streptophyta, Magnoliopsida, Solanales, Solanaceae.
UCACUGACAAUUCAUCUACACUUUUUGUCUCUCUCUCACACACACAUAGUGUCACUGUUCCACCUUCACUUUCUCAUUCCUUUGAUCUAUAAAGCAUCAAAAACUCUCCCACUCCCAACACAAACAACACCAACUACUCCCUCUCCCCACUUCCUUUCCAUUUUCACUGUUAAAAAUGGAGCAAGUACAGCCAAUGUACAGGCCAAGACCACCAGAAACACCAAAAGAACCCAUGGAAUUUCUUUCACGUUCUUGGAGUUUAUCUGCUUUUGAAGUGUCUAAAGCUUUAACUCCUUCACAAGUUGUUUUACCGAAAUCUGUUUUUAUUACCGGUGCUCCUAGUGGUAGUGGUAGUUGUAAUGGUAGUGGCACUAUACACGAAGAGGAAGAAGAAGAUGUUGUUGGUGUUGAGUUAGAUGAAUCUUCUGCUGCCAUUGUUUCUGGAAACCCUUUUUCAUUUGCUUCUUCAGAAACUUCUCAACUUAUUAUGGAACGCAUUAUGUCUGUUUCUCAGGAUGUUUCACCACGCACAUCUGGGCGCCUAUCACACAGUAGUGGACCUUUAAAUGGUGGCUCUCUUACAGACAGUCCUCCAGUUUCUCCUUCUGAAAUGGAUGAUUCUAAGUACAGUCGUCUGAACAACGUACCAGUUAAUAAUCAGUACAGGAGCAGUGCUGCUGCUACUAGCUCGGCUGUUACUGGUGGGGGUGGUGGAGGCGGGAAAACGGUGGGUAGGUGGUUGAAGGAUAGGAGGGAGAAGAAGAAAGAGGAGAUGAGGGCACAUAAUGCACAGCUUCAUGCUGCUGUGUCGGUUGCAGGAGUUGCUGCUGCAGUUGCUGCUAUUGCUGCAGCCACUGCAGCCUCAUCUGGUAGCGGAAAGGACGAGCAGAUGGCAAAAACUGAUAUGGCUGUGGCUUCUGCUGCAACCUUGGUAGCAGCACAGUGUGUUGAAGCUGCUGAGGCUAUGGGAGCUGAACGCGAGCACCUUGCAUCGGUUGUUAGUUCUGCUGUGAAUGUCCGAUCAGCAGGGGAUAUUAUGACAUUAACUGCAGCUGCAGCUACUGCUCUCCGUGGUGCGGCUACAUUAAAGGCUAGAACAUUGAAGGAAGUAUGGAACAUAGCAGCUGUAAUUCCUGUUGAUAAAGGGAUGGGAAGUGGCAAUGGUGGUGGUAGCAAUGGUAGUUCUAGCGGUGAGCUAAUUCCCGAAGAGAAUUUUCUUGGAAUUUGCAGUAGAGAAUUGCUUGCAAGAGGUGGUGAGCUCCUAAAGCGUACUCGCAAAGGUGACCUUCACUGGAAGAUAGUGUCUGUGUAUAUUAAUAGGACUGGUCAGGUGAUGCUGAAAAUGAAGAGUAGGCAUGUUGCUGGGACCAUCACAAAAAAGAAAAAGAAUGUGGUGCUUGAAGUCAUGAAGGAUAUUCCGGCCUGGCCGGGGCGCCACUUGCUUCCGGGCAGUGACAACUUCCGGUACUUCGCGUUGAAGACUGUUCUACGAGGGGUCGUUGAGUUCGAAUGCAGAGAUCAGAGGGAGUAUGAUCUAUGGACUCAAGGUGUUUCAAGGUUGCUAAGUAUUGCUGCAGAAAAAAAUAGUAGACAUAGACUUUGAUGGUAUAUUUUUUUUAGUACAAUGGGGUGGUAGAAACUUGCAUAAUGAGUAAAGUUUGAUGUAGGGGAUUAUGUCUUUGCCCCUUUUGAUGGUAUUUUUGACUAACCAAGUGGCUAUGAUAUUGGUGGGGUGUUCUUUGGAUUUUUUUACUUGUGGAAGUAUUUCUAUUGUAAAAAAUGAAAUUAAAGUACUAUAAGCUAUAUCCAAAUGGGUCCUACUUAUGUCA